GCGAGUAUGAGUUUGGGAUGAGCGUGGCGCCCAUGAUUUCCGAGGUCAGUAGACCGGCACACGGCAGCCAGUGCGACGACCGAAUAGCAAGCUUUUCGUUCUUCCAGGUCUGGUACGAGUUGGUUUUGGGCUUAAGAGCCUUGAUAUACAGCGUGCUGUGCACCCAGUCGUGCCACCAACCAAUCGACGAGUCUGAACGCACUUCCUCGUACUGUUUCUCUAGCGAUCUUUGGGCAUAAAAUAGUCUGGCUGCGACAGAUGGCUCGCUCACAGCAGGCUCCACAGAGUGAGUACUGUGGUACUCGACGUCGACAACGACCUUAUCUUCCUUCAUUGCGGGUAGGACGGAUAAGCUGCGGAUCUUAUAUUCUGAUUUUUUUAGCAUCAAGAUAAGCAGCCUGCAAGCCACCGUUAUCAGCUUAUCUGAGAUCUUUUUUGCAUUUUCGAAAUUCGGCUACACAUUCGCGGAUGCACUAAGCAAUCAACCAGUGCUAAUUGUCUCUUAUCAGCCUGAGAACCGUUCCUGCCGGUGCACCAAUCACAAGAAAUCCCUCUCAACAUCUCUGGUAACCACAGAACCCGCCCCGAGUAUGCCCUGGCAGAAUGAGUGCGUUGGCAGCUGUCCGGCAGUUGUCCCCGAUAAUUACCCUGCGAGAAGGUUCCACACCUUCGCCGCCGCGAUUUGCGUGCAGCGGAUGGUGCGAAGUGGUGAUGCAUGGAUUCGGGCCGAUAUUGCAACUGUCGCCGAUGAUAAUCAGCGACGUGUCCAGAAUCACUGCGUGGGUGUCUACGCAGAGAUUAUCGCCAGCAAGCUGUUGAAGCCGUAUUCGCGGCUGAAGGGGGUUUCCAUGAGUGGAUUGAACCCGCUGUUGCCUAAAGGAUUCUUUGUGAGAGCUGCGGGUGCAGUUUUCAGCUUUUUGAGAGAUUCAUGAUCUUUCGGUUACAUCUGUUGUAGUCGAGAGCAUUAGCUGGCCUGGCCACCUCAAACCCAGCAAUUUCGAGCGGCUUGACCAUCAUGUCGCACACCAUGCGAGAGAUAAUUUUGUCAUAUAGGGGCGUGGCAGGGGCUUUUUGAAUAGUUUUGAGUGCAAGACCUAUGAGCUCGUGGUUGAGCGUAAUUCUCAAGCUAUUUAUUGUUGUUCACCGCCACGCAGAACCGGAUUCCCUCCCCCGCCAUUAG
Ogataea polymorpha is the source of this 1180-nucleotide messenger RNA. RefSeq lists its product as uncharacterized. The record is from RefSeq and is a predicted model, not a curated record. Bases 591 to 932 code for a protein of 113 amino acids. The transcript has a single exon. NCBI's taxonomy places the organism in Eukaryota, Fungi, Ascomycota, Pichiomycetes, Pichiales, Pichiaceae.